Messenger RNA from Marasmius oreades (fairy-ring Marasmius), 1344 nucleotides. RefSeq lists its product as uncharacterized. The record is from RefSeq and is a predicted model, not a curated record. The transcript has 3 exons. Gene Ontology annotation, molecular function: protein binding. Bases 1 to 1344 code for a protein of 447 amino acids. Lineage: Eukaryota; Fungi; Basidiomycota; Agaricomycetes; Agaricales; Marasmiaceae.
AUGCCUUCUACGCCUACCCUGAAACGCCGGUAUCGACAAGACCUCACUCUCCGCAAGUCAUUCCUAGACAAUGUCAAAUCAAAGUUUCUAUCCUCCAUAAACGUCAAGUCGAGUGAUAUUAGUCCUCAAGCCUGUUGUUUCGACCCUAUUCCAAACAACAAUGUGCACGAACCCCACAACCACACCAGCUAUGAUCCACAUCCUUACUCAAGGCGGAAGAAAUCAUCAAUCGUACACAGCACGACACAUCGCAUAGCCAUCCUUCCCCCAGAACUUUUGGCCUACAUCUUCGUUCUCGGUUCGUACGCAGACACCCAUUUCCCAGUUACAGUUUCCCACGUCUGUCGUUUCUGGCGAGAACUCAGUUUACGUACCCCGAUAUUGUGGUCCACGAUACAUUUUGCGACACGGACAUCUGCAUUGCGAGAGAGGAUGUUGCGUUCGAAGGCCUGUUCGCUCGACAUUGGCAUCCAGGAACUUCCUAGGAGACCAUUCAACUUUUACGAAAUACAGCGAUAUAUGUGUUUCGCGACGUCGCAUAUACACCGGUGGAGAUCACUGAACAUCAUGGUAUUGAAUUAUGUGCCAUAUCUAUGGAACGCAGCAUUGUCCGAAUGUUGUUCAAGCCAUCAUUCUCAAGCACCGACGAUGGAGGAACUUUCGCUCGUCUAUCGGAGAAACGAUGACACGAAAGAGUUCUGUUUGUUUUCAGGCUAUGCACCCCGUCUGCAACGACUCACUAUCGAUGGAAUACGCUUAACCUGGCUCCCUUCAUUAUUUCGCAACCUGACUUACCUGGAUUAUACCCACCAUUCCUUCAGCACAGGUAGCCAGGCUGUGAACGAGGUCAUGAAUGUUCUCUCCGUCAGCUCUCGUUUACUCGGGCUGCGAUUAUCAUUCCCGAAUAGUCGCAACACUCGACGGAAUUCUAGAACCACCUUCUCCGCGGGGACAGUACGUUUGACGCAUCUCAGAACUCUUUGCCUUCGAGUGGAGAGUAUUGAUAUUCCAGACGAGCUAAUUCAACUCGCAGUAACUCUCCUUACCCCGAACUUGACUACCCUCGAAUUGGAGGAUUCAUUUGAAAAGCACUCGAGUAUUCACUCGCGACGUACCUCGUUCCUUAAUCUUCCCAUGUUCUUGACAUUGUACGUCCUUCCGGGGUCUCUUCGGGUGCUGCGUUUCGACCAUCGAUGGUACAAUGAGGGAAUUACACCUUUACUUCGGCCGCUAGUCAAUCUACGCAUCGUAGUGGUGAAACCGGAGGGUGGCACGGAUCGGACUUUUUGCACCAUGAGGAAACGGGGUGGAAGGCGUAGGCCUGAAAGGGGCGAUUGCAGAUGA